CACCGUGAACGUCGCCGCAUGAACCCAUCUCUUUUUGGAGAAAAUUCCAAAGACAUCUCUAUCAUAUGAAAGAUCACAAGCACAUGAAGUUGCUCUGACACUGAAGGUGCUCUGACACUUGGGUUUUGAGAUCUUCACUUCUUUCAGUGUUUUCAGUUAUGAUCCCAAGUGUUUGAUGCCUUUUGAUCAAUCCUUUGAUAGGAUUUUUCUUCUUAUUUUUUGUAUUUUAAUUGUGGAGUUUAUUUGAAGAACAAUGGGUGAAGCUGGUCCUUCCAUUGCCAAAGAUGUCACUGAAUUGAUUGGGAAUACACCGUUGGUGUAUCUAAACAAUGUUGUCACUGGCUGCCGAGCUAGAAUUGCUGCUAAGCUGGAGACUAUGCAGCCUUGUUCCAGUGUUAAGGACAGGAUUGGAUACAGUAUGAUUGCUGAUGCUGAGGAGAAGGGCCUUAUCACACCUGGCAAGAGUGUCUUGAUUGAGGCCACUAGUGGUAACACCGGCAUCGGCCUCGCCUUCAUAGCGGCCGCAAAGGGUUACAAGCUCGUUCUCACAAUGCCGGCCUCUAUGACACUCGAGAGAAGGAUAAUUCUGAAAGCUUUUGGUGCAGAGUUAGUCCUUACUGAUCCAAAUGCAGGCUUGAAAGGUGCAAUUGCAAAGGCUAAGGAAUUGGCAGCAAAAACACCCCAUUCUUACAUUCUUCAGCAAUUCGAUAAUCCUGCCAACCCAAAUAUACAUUAUGAGACAACUGGGCCUGAAAUUUGGAAAGGUACUGGUGGUAUGAUUGAUGCUUUUGUUGCCGGUGUUGGGACCGGAGGCACAAUCACUGGAACUGGGAAGUAUCUGAAGGAGCAAAAUCCUGACAUUAAGGUCUAUGGUGUGGAGCCAGCUGAAAGUGCAUUUUUAUCUGAAGGAAAACUUGGUCCUCACCUGAUCCCAGGGAUUGGUGUAAGCUUUAUUUCUGGAGUUAUUGAUCUUAAUAUUAUGGAUGAAAUUGUCAAGGUUUCAAGUGAAGAAGCUAUUGAAACAGCAAAACUUCUUGCACUGAAGGAAGGGUUGUUGGUUGGUAUAUCAUCUGGUGCUGCUGCCGCUGCUGCUAUUAAGCUUGCCCGGAGACCAGAAAACGACGGGAAACUCAUUGUUGUGAUUUUACCUAGUGCCGGAGAGCGUUAUCUUUCCUCUGUGCUCUUCCAGACGAUCAAAGAUGAAGCGGAGAACAUGGUUUUUGAGCCUUGAGAAUUCGAACAAUCAACAUUGUUUUACCAGACAUCAUCGUGUCUGUGUUUCUUUGGAGUGAUUGGAAUAAGAGAAGUUAUCUACUGAAGAAGCACUGUCUAUGUGCUUCAUAAUGUUAUUAUCAAACAUGAAGAAGAUUUUCUUA
Dioscorea cayenensis subsp. rotundata (Guinea yam) is the source of this 1376-nucleotide messenger RNA. RefSeq names its product cysteine synthase-like. Gene Ontology annotation, cellular component: cytoplasm. The record is from RefSeq and is a predicted model, not a curated record. Lineage: Eukaryota; Viridiplantae; Streptophyta; Magnoliopsida; Dioscoreales; Dioscoreaceae. The transcript is spliced from 10 exons. Gene Ontology annotation, molecular function: cysteine synthase activity. Bases 254 to 1231 code for a protein of 325 amino acids.